CAGCGGUGUGCGAUGUGAUUAUGUGGUGUUGCGGCAAUGAAAUGAAACUGUUCCUGUCGAACGAAAUUGCACAUGGCGGCGGUAGAACAUCAUGGAAUAGGCGCUCCGUAGAAACGCGUCGGAAAACAGGUUGUUCAUUCCAAUUCCAUCCUCCCUAGGAGAGAUUUACAAUUUUACUGUGGUCAAUAGAAAAGUGCCCUACUACUGCUGCCUUGUCGAGAAGCAACAUUUCCAGAAUUAAAUAGCACACUGCGGCUUAAGAAGUCGAAUCAACUGGAGGUCUGCUUUUUUAAACGUGCAAACAAUCAGAAACUCACAAAGAUGACUACCACACGGGAGGACGUACUGCUUCAGAUGGGAGAAGUGCGGUUCAAGAAGGGUGACGGGACGCUUUACGUGAUGAACGAACGCAUCGCCUGGAUUGCGGAGCAUCGUGACACGGUUGCUGUAUCACACCGUUUUCAGGAUAUAAAAAUGCAAAAAAUUUCACCGGAAGGAAAGCCGAAGGUACAGCUGCAGGUCGUACUGCACGAUGGCAACAGUUCGACGUUUCACUUCGUCAACCGGCUCGGUCCGCAGGCACAGAUGGCCGACCGGGAUAAGGUGAAGGAGCUGCUGCAACAGUUGCUGCCAAACUUUCGGCGUAAAAUCGACAAGGAGCUGGAGGAAAAGAACCGUAUACUGACGGAAAACCCAUCGCUCUUGCAGCUGUACAAAGAUCUGGUCAUAACGCAGGUGUUGACGAGCGAAGAGUUCUGGGCACGGCACGCCAAGGAUUACAUGAACAAAGAGCAAACGGUAAAGCAAGAUAUUGGCGUGUCCGGUGCGUUCCUGGCGGACAUUAAGCCCCAAACGGAUGGGUGUAAUGGGUUGCGCUACAAUCUAACGGCGGACAUUAUCGAAUGCAUCUUUAAAACGUAUCCGGCCGUGAAGCGGAAACACACCGAGCACGUGCCGGGAAAGAUGACGGAGGCGGAAUUUUGGACAAAAUUUUUCCAGUCGCACUACUUCCACCGGGACCGUAUCGUGGCGGGCGGCACCAAAGACAUUUUCACCGAGUGCGGUAAGAUCGAUGAUCAGCAGCUGCGCCAGUCGGUGCAGGAGAAUCUCGGCGAUCCGUUGCUGGAUAUACGGGCGUUUGAAGACAAUACGCUGGAGGAUGGAUUUUGCAGUUCCGCCACUGCCAAGCAGCAGACAGUGAACAGCGGCAACAUCGUACAUCAGAGCAUGAUCAAGCGCUUCAAUCAGCAUUCGUUUUCCGUGCUGAAAACGUGCACGGAUGUGAAAACGUUAAACUGUGGCAUCGGUUCCAUACUGUCGGCAACGCCGGUUGCUACGGAUUCAGCCACCAACGGUAUGGCAGUUACUACGAAUGGGAAGGACAAAACGAACAGCAACAGUCAGUCGUCAGAUGGCAGCAACAACAACAACAAUACGGUGAACGGAUACAGCAAGAAAGAGAAAAGGAUGCACGAUCAGCACCACCUUGCCAAUGGGACCACAGCGGAGCACAAGAGUAAUGGGACCAGCACGGGAGCGAACGGGGCGUUUGUGGAGCCGACGAUUAAGAAGGCUCGGAUACAGGCGAAAAUUACGUACGAUGAUCUGGAAGGUGAAGAGGAUGAGCGGACCCGUGUGAAGCAGCUGAAUUUGACCAAAAUAGAACGUUACCUGCAUGGGCCUGUGCCAGCCGCAGGUGGCAGUGGUAGUGGUCACGAUUCAUCACUGCUCUCGCAUCAGCGUGGUGAAGGUUCGCGAAGUUUGCAUGAUUUCGAAACGACACAUGCAAUGAUCCUAGACGCCGCCAAUGGAACGUGGAGCAAUCGGACACCUCAUAAGCUGCUGGUCAGUCCGGCCGCCGCGGUCAGUGCACUGGGUGAUCUCAGUCCGGGUGGUGCGCUCAUGAGAGGAUUCCAGGAACAAAGCCUUGCCCAACUAGUGCCUCCGGAUAUUGAGAAGGAAGUGCGUAACCUUUACCUAUCGUUGCUGGAAUUGCUAAAGGAGUUUUGGAAAUGUUUCCCACCAACUACGCCUCAGCUAGAAUCGGAAGCAACUCGCAUGCACGAUAUACUGCAACGUUUCGCGAUGGUCAAAUUGAAGCCUUUUGAGGAUCGUGCCAUGAGAGAACUGUUGCCAUUGGGAUCCUCGCUAACGCAGCAUUUGAAUCAACUACUCCAGUCGGCCAACCGGAAGUACGCGAUUUGGCAGGAUCGGCAUCGUCGUACGCACAGGUAGCACUGCUCUCCGAUGCUCCACUAGCGGGGCCAAAAGGCAUCGGUGCGCCUGUCCACUAUCAUCACAUUGUCCCGACGCCAUCGCUGCGUUUGUUACCUUCCUCUAAAGAAUUGGUGGCAAAUAGCUAUCUCCUGUUCGUUUCCAUUGUCACCAUUACCAAAAUCGUCGUCUUCAUCGUCCUCGUCUUCGUAUUCGUUCUGCUCUUAAUAUUUUUUCUCUUCGAUAAUGAUGUGUGUAAUGCAUAAAGGGAGCAUUAGAGUUUGCGACCAUGCCAAAAGGGGGAUUCUUUUUCCAUUCGUUCAAUGUUUUGAUACCCAUAAAAUGGUUCUGGAAUGAAUUCGCAAAUGGAAGAGAAGUGAUAAUGAAUGUUCCACAUCAGGCAUCAGCCUGAUUCGGCUGUACAGGCACUACUAAAUAAAAAAAUGUCCGUUCCGAUGAA
Messenger RNA from Anopheles moucheti, 2674 nucleotides. It is a transcript of the gene Tfb1, whose product is annotated as general transcription factor IIH subunit 1. Gene Ontology annotation, cellular component: transcription factor TFIIH core complex; transcription factor TFIIH holo complex. Gene Ontology annotation, biological process: transcription by RNA polymerase I; transcription by RNA polymerase II; nucleotide-excision repair. The transcript has 5 exons. Lineage: Eukaryota; Metazoa; Arthropoda; Insecta; Diptera; Culicidae. The record is from RefSeq and is a predicted model, not a curated record. Bases 322 to 2235 code for a protein of 637 amino acids.